This is a messenger RNA of Lathyrus sativus (Indian pea), 585 nucleotides long. The record is from the annotation of a GenBank genome assembly. Lineage: Eukaryota; Viridiplantae; Streptophyta; Magnoliopsida; Fabales; Fabaceae.
AUGGCAGAAACCGCCUCAGCGGAACAGGAAAUUAUCGCCGCCACCGUCGAUUCAGAAAUGAACUCUAAGACCUUUCAGAAGCGAGCCGGAGACGAGGAAGAUAAAACUGUUUCCAAGAAGCAAAAGGUUGACGCGGAAGAAGAGAAGAAACCAUCAGGCCCUGUGAAAUUGGGUAACAAAAGUUUCGGCUCUUCUCUGAAGUUGUUCGAUUACUUCUACAGUUUCCUUCAUGCUUGGGGUCUUAAUCUUGAUGUUAGCAAGUAUGAACACACAAUGUUACUGGACUUACUUAGGAAAGGUCAUCCAGAGCCCGAUGAAAAGAUUGCUGGAGAAAUCUGUGCUUUCCAAGUCCGCAAGCAUCCUACGUGGAAAAGCAAGCGUUUUUUUCUCAUUAGGGAUGAUGAAUCAGCGGAUGACUUUAGUUUCCGUAAAUGUGUGGAUCGAAUUCUUCCCUUACCAGAAGCGAUGCAAGUGAAACAUGAUGCAAACAGAGCACUAGGAAAGCGUGGUGGUGGUGGGAAAGGACGUCAACGUCAGGGAAAAGAGAAAGUGAAGACAUUGAGUUUAAAAGUGAGUGACUCCUGA